This is a messenger RNA of Cercospora beticola, 1184 nucleotides long. It is a transcript of the gene TIM22, whose product is annotated as translocation channel protein TIM22. Gene Ontology annotation, molecular function: transmembrane protein transporter activity. The record is from RefSeq and is a predicted model, not a curated record. NCBI's taxonomy places the organism in Eukaryota, Fungi, Ascomycota, Dothideomycetes, Mycosphaerellales, Mycosphaerellaceae. Gene Ontology annotation, biological process: protein insertion into mitochondrial inner membrane. Gene Ontology annotation, cellular component: TIM22 mitochondrial import inner membrane insertion complex.
CUUCUGCGAACAUCCAGAAAUCCUCGAUCGACCAUACCAUCUGCACGAUGGCAUUUCCAGGAGGCCCGAUGGGCGGCGGCGCUGGCAACAUGGAUCCGGAGAUGAUUCAACAGCAACAAAUGAUCAAAUUCAUGCAAAACACCAUGGAAUCCUGUCCUGGCAAGACCGUCAUGGCUGGCGGCAUGGGUUUCGCACUCGGCGGCGUCUUCGGCCUCUUCAUGUCCUCGAUGCGAUACGACACACCACUCUCCUCCGGCAUGCCAGGCGGCGUUGGUACCGGCAACAUUCCCUCGAUACCAUUGAAAGAGCAGCUCAAAAUCGGUUUCAAAGAUAUGGGCAAAGCUUCGUUGAGCUCGGCGAAGAACUUCGGAUAUAUUGGUGCGCUGUUCUCGGGGACUGAGUGUGUCAUUGAGGGUUUCAGGGCGAAGAAUGAGCUGAGUAACGGAGUCGCGGCUGGGUGCAUCACAGGCGCGUUUCUGGCGAAAGGAGGUGGUCCGCAGGCUAUGGCUGUGGGUUGCGCGGGAUUUGCGGCGUUCAGUGCUGCGAUUGAUUCGUACAUGAGGAUGGAGUCGGAUGAUAGGGCGGCUGAUCCGAUUAUGUGAGCUGAAAGAUGAGGGCCAAGAUAACAGUACAGAUGAGCUGCUAUGGUCUGGAAGGACGGGCUCUACACUAUGCGACAUACCACGUGGGACCAUGCGACAUAGCAGAUGGAAAGUGCGCAACACCGGGAUUGUCGCCUUUGCUGGCAAUCGAGCGAACGGCAGGAAGACUGGCGCUGCAAGAGCUGCGGAGGCGCGCCGUUCGCCCCAGACCAGCGUUCCAGCAGAACGACAAGGGAACAACUCAACUCAAAUCUCAGCGGUUCCGAAGAAGGCUUGUGUAACGGAAGUGCUCCAAGGCAAGCGUACACUUCGGAAUUCCGCAGGAGUUUCGCAAUACACGCAAUCAAGCACAUACGGUCUGGCGUUGUGCUGGUGCUCUUUGCAGCUCUCAAGAGCUUCAAAUGUACAACAGUAAUGUAUCACUCAAAGACUUGCAGCUUCUGUACUCACUCUGAUUGCCGCCUUUCACUUUCCCGAUAACCAAGUCACAGUUCUUCUGCACUUGCUUGAUGAAAGCACCACCAUUUUCGUGGUAGGCGCCUGCUCCCAUACUGCGUCACCUCUAACCAGUUUCACUCGAAC